Molecule: messenger RNA, 3496 nt
Organism: Aplysia californica (California sea hare)
Lineage: Eukaryota; Metazoa; Mollusca; Gastropoda; Aplysiida; Aplysiidae
Product: L-proline trans-4-hydroxylase
Exons: 9
Coding region: 213-1073 (286 amino acids)
Source: RefSeq, a predicted model, not a curated record
AUUUCUAGCAGUCAUGUGACGUUCUGGAGUUCAGAGGUCCAGUUUGUUUUGAUUUCGCCCCUUAAAUGUUCACACAGUCACACAGUGGCCGGUGGCCUGCCUUCAGACUUAAGUUAGGUGUAGAGUUCGGACGAUCGGAUCGUUCCUGGACUUGCUUGCGCAAAUAACCUUUCGGACAUUCGGACUACAGUACUGAACGACUAAAUCACACUAUGGCUUUGAAAGAAUUCACAUUCACUGAAAAUUUUCAAGUCACUCCCCAAAUGAAAAGAGACUUUGAGGAGGCUGGAUACAUCAUUGUCAGAGGUCUUUUGGACAGAGAAGAGUGGCUUAAAGUGAAGGAAGCUCUUGAGAGCACCGAUGCUGUUGUGAAGAACUCAUUUACAAUCAAUGACAGUGAUGGCCGCAAGAGCCGAUUGUGUUUGUGGAGUCACCCUGGCAAUGAUGUGACGGGGAUGGUUGGGCGGUGCGAGAAAGUUGUCACCACUUCGGAGGAGUUGUUAGGCGGAGAGGUCUAUCACUAUCACACAAAACUGAUGAUGAAGGAACCUUACACUGGCGGGGAGCAUGUGUGGCACCAGGACUAUGGCUACUGGUACAAGAAUGGCUGCCUGUUUCCUGACAUGUUGACUGUCUUCAUUGCCAUAGACAAGUGCUGGAAGGAAAACGGCUGCCUUCAGAUUCUUGAAGGCUCCCACAAGUGCGGUCGUAUCGAACACCUGAUGGUCGGUGGACAGACUGGGGCUGAUUUGGAUCGUGUCGGGGAACUCAAGAAAGUCCUUCCCCUGCGCUUUGUGGAACUGGAGAAAGGCGAUGCCUUGUUCUUCCACUCCAACUUACUGCACACCAGCGCCCCCAACCAGAGUCCCCACCGCCGCUGGGCCUUCCUGUGUGCCUACAACCGCGCCAGCAACAACCCCGUCAUCGAGCAUCACCACCCUCAGUACACGCCGCUGGUCAAGGUGCCGAAUUCAGCUAUCCGAGAGUGUACGAACCUGACGGAUGUUUCUGGCAAAGAUUUUUUGGACCCCUCAAAUGACAAGACCCUUCGCAUUGACAAGAAGGAUGAAUAAACCUCUAGUGUAAGUUUGAAUCUAAGCCGUGUACAGGAAUUCAUUUGAGCUUGUGAUUUACAGUGAUUAUAUAAGGGUUGUACACUUGGUCUCCUGUCCAAAAGAAAUCCAGUUCAAUUUAUUCUUACUAGUCUAGAGGUCUUGCUAAUGGUUCUUUCUAAAUAAUGCUGUUUUUACUUUACAUGAUAAUAGGCAUUGGUUUUGCACUGUGCUCUUGAAAUAUAUGGAAGGGUUAUGGAGCAAAUCUAAAUAAAGCCAUGGAAGCUUCAAAUCUUGCUGGAAAUUGGUGCUGUCACAUUAUGUGACAAAUGAAGCAUAUCAUAUUCAAGUUGGUUUUUUUGUUUUUUAACCCCCCGUUAAUGAGUCCAGCAUCUAGAAAAUGAUGCUUGCUUAUCUGACAAUACCACACAGGUCUUCCUAGUGAUCAAACUCACCACUGAAUUUAUUUAUGGGAUAGAUCUAGAUAAUUGUAAGAAAUGAAAGGGUCUUUUUUUUUACUGAGUUAAUAUGGAGAUGCCACAUUUUAGAAAAGAAUGAUAGAAGUCAUAUGUAUAAAUUUGAUGUCUGAAGGAUGUAUUGUAACCGGGAAAAAAUCAAAUAACUCUAAUGUAACUGCCUGGGGAUCCUCUCAAUAUUUCCUUUUUUUCUUUUUCCCCCUUUGUCCAAGUUAGUCAUCUCUCUCACAAUAAGUAUCCACACCAGAUGUUUUCCACUGCUGUUGUUCCUCUCUUAUCCCAAUUGUACAACCCUCUACUUGAUUUACACAAAAGGGCAAUGAGGUAUUAUAUAGUCCUAAUAUGCAAUAAAUAUGUGCACAAAAGUACAAUGCUAUUGAUGUUGCAUGCAACCCUCUGAUUGUCUUGAAUAAUGAUUUCUAUAAAUGAUUGUUAAUGAUUCAUGUGACUGGGGUUUGUUUUUACAUGCAAUUUGUUGUAUUUGAGAAGUAAAAUGACUUUUGGUUGUUGCAUUUUUUUUUUUUUUGGUGCUGAAAAGGAUAGUACAUUUCUAUUGUUGUUGAUUAAGGAAUUCUUAGGAAAUGAAUGCUGGUCAAUUGCUUCCUUACUGUUGAUUUCAGUAUCUAAAGAAUUGUACACAGGAGGCCAGUUCAGAAUAAAACCUGUAUGAUGGAUUAUUCGUCCCGACAAAUGCUUGGAUUUUUUCGACACCUUACCCCAAAUUUGUGAAGACAAAAACCUAAAAAACAAGGGGCAAAACUGUGUUCCUCUUAACAUUUGGUAAUGAAAUAUGUUGACUAUUGAUAAUAAGUUACAUCAUGUUAAAAACUGAAACGUAAUCAGAAAUGUGUUUUGUUUUUACUUGUUAUUUGCUUGUGCAUAGUCAGCGUGAAUAGAAGAUUGCUUUGCUUUGUUGAUUUUGUUGAUUAUACAUAUAAACCAAAAGUAGUCAGUAUUUGUGACAAAACAUGUCUAUGUUUAAUGCAUGUUCCACAAUAAAUAAAAAAAAUUUUUAGAAGAAAAAAAGAUAUUUGUUAAAUUUCUACAUGUUAUUAUACAUAAUCUAAAUUGUAUAAAAAUACAUUGCUUGUUUUCAUAAAAUGUAAAGUCUUCAUGAAUCAGCUUUACCUUCAAACAUUUUUUCCAGUCAUAUUUAUCUGAUUAGUAGCUUGUUGCCUAUAUUAUAGGUAUUUAAAUAUAGUCGAACCUGAUCUAAUGGCUACCUGUCCAAGACAACCACCUGUAUUUUAAAAAAACACUUCCUACUUCCUCCAUUGUGUUUUCUUUUAAAUGUCGUAAUGACACUAUCCAAAGUGCCCAUCUGUCUUUGACAACCGUUUUUUUCUCCACGACAAUGGGUGGCAGUCUUGGACAGAUUCGACUAUCUGUUUUUUUUGGAAGCUUUGAUACAAUUGCACAUUUUUCCUUCCCAGAUAAAAAAAAAAAAGAUAUUGUUUAUCAGAUGUCAGCCAAAUACAGCCCACCAUUCAAAUUAUAUUUAACACAAAUUCAAGAUAACAUAUAUUCUUCUUCCUUGUUACUUAAAAAUUUAUUUUUUAGUAAAGCUUGCACUAUAUAACGUGACCUACUGAGUCAUUCAGUGUCUUUAGCUACUUGUGUGUAUUGUUUCAAUUUCUGUGAUGGGAGAAUGCUAUAAUAGCUUUGAAUCAUGAAGAACUUUUUAAACAUUGUUCAUUGUUGUUUAACCAUCUGGUACGAAGUUCCUGGGGCCCAUAUAAUGAUUGUUUUUGUUUUUUCAUUGUUGUUUUUACAUGUAUUAUUACUAUUUAGUAUUAUCAUUGGCACAUAUAAGUAUCAAUAACAUUAACUGUCUUAUCUCCUUUCUUUCUUUUUUAUCUUUCUUUUUGUUUAGCUUAUUUGUAACCAGAAUUGUGCUGGUUUUUCCCUCCCCUGCAUUCUUUAUGCACAAAAGUCCUCUACUUGAAAUACAAAUUAUGAAAAUGACCA